Molecule: messenger RNA, 1535 nt
Organism: Boleophthalmus pectinirostris (great blue-spotted mudskipper)
Lineage: Eukaryota; Metazoa; Chordata; Actinopteri; Gobiiformes; Gobiidae
Gene: mmgt1
Product: membrane magnesium transporter 1
Exons: 4
Coding region: 13-426 (137 amino acids)
Cellular component (GO): early endosome; Golgi apparatus; plasma membrane
Source: RefSeq, a predicted model, not a curated record
UUUUGUGGUGCCAUGAUGCUCUCGCCUUGGUUCAAGAUGGCGUCGUCGUUUUGGAAAGGUGUUGUCGGAGUCGGUCUUUUUGCUUUAGCUCAUGCGGCUUUUUCAGCAGCACAACAUCGAUCGUACAUGCGUCUCACAGAGAAAGAAAAUGAAACACUACCAAUAGACAUUGUAUUACAGACAUUAUUAGCCUUUGUCAUGACCUGUUAUGGUAUUGUCCACAUUGCUGGAGAGUUCAAAGACAUGGAUGCCUCCUCAGAGCUGAAAAACAAAACAUUUGACACGUUGACGAACCACCCUUCGUUUUACCUUUUCAACCACAGAGGGCGAGUGCUGUUCAAAUCACAGGAUGAGGUUCCAUCUGAACGCAACCAGCAAGCCCUCCCCAACCCCAUACGACUACGCAAGCUCGAGCAUUUGCACUGAGACUGAACCUAUAUCUGCCUGUAACCUCAUCCAUGUUUAGAGAAACCAUUUUGUUAGACACUGAAAAAUAUGUUAAUUUAAUUUGUACAUAAAACUGAUUUGAAAUGAUGGCUACACUUUGACCACUCUUUACCACUGACUGACUGUGCCAACCCUUAAGUUUUUCAGCAACUUUGUAAAUACAAGUGUAUUGCUUGGAGUCUUAAAAGUAUAGAAACAGUGCCCCCUACUGUCUUUUUCAGCUGAUUCGCGACAAUGUUCGUAAAAGGGGGCUGAGAGGCCUGUUUAUUACUGUUUAAAUUUCAUAAGUCUGCUUAAAAAGUUAUUUCAAUUCGGGUUUUGUUAUUAUGAAAUGAAAGCUGCAAUGUUUUGGUCUCUUGGGCCCUGUAUAUUGAAACUGGAGUUUGCUUGAUUACUGUAUUUCUGUGUCUUGAAUGUUUUUACUUGCAACCAUAGUAGAUCUAUAGAAAAGAUAUGCUGAACAGAUACAAAUUGAGCCUUAACAAACCAUUAGUGACAAGUAGUUUUUAAUUAGGAAUUGCGUGUAAGCUUAAUCAAAAUUAUCUUCUUUCUCACAUUCUUCAUAAAUCCUUACCACGCAACUUUUAAGUAUAUCCCAAAAUGCGAAAGAUGUAGAAAAUUAGAAAAUAAUUAGAUACAAUUUCUAACUUAAAAUCAUUAAUAUCUAGUCAUUGUAAAACGAAUUGGCUUGUCUUCAGACUGAAACGGUAACUAUUUUUUUGACUGGGUAACUAAUUUGAAUGCGUUUAUUGAAUACGUCAAUCAUUGUUGCUACAAAAAAUACGCUUGAAUAUUGUUAAGUAAAUCUAUUUCAGUACAACUAUAUGUUAUUCCACCUGGUGUUUCCUCUCCUGUGUGUUUGCGGUUGUGUUGUGGCGGUACAGGGCCCUAGAUGUCCAGUUUGCAAUAAAAGGUUUUGGAGAUGUUUUUGAUGGACUGUUAUGACUGAGCUAACCAUGCUAACCGUGCUAAUGAUACUGUGAAGAGCUAAAGUAGAGGGAAAGGUACAUUCAUUUGGGGAAAGGGGUUGUUCUUGUUUUUUUGUUAUUAAGGCUUUUAAUUUAAUAAAAAGCAUUUUGAUUUUACAA